Messenger RNA from Lethenteron reissneri (Far Eastern brook lamprey), 4491 nucleotides. Its product is annotated as cyclin-dependent kinase inhibitor 3-like. The record is from RefSeq and is a predicted model, not a curated record. Gene Ontology annotation, biological process: protein dephosphorylation. NCBI's taxonomy places the organism in Eukaryota, Metazoa, Chordata, Hyperoartia, Petromyzontiformes, Petromyzontidae. Gene Ontology annotation, molecular function: protein tyrosine phosphatase activity.
GAGGAGGUGAUGAGGUGAAUGGAUACGGGAUGUAACGAGGGAAGAGCGUAGACUGACCGCGUGUGCCGCGUUCACCCCACACGGACCCACACGGACGAGCGAUCGUCAACAUCGUCGAGGGACACAGCAGCUCACGGCAUGAGCGAGUUCAACUCGUCGGACGAAGAGGUGGACCCUGCACAGAGCGAUCAGCCGCCUUUCCGCAUUGACUGGCUUGACCUCUCCAUAGUGGGCUAUCCCACGCUGAGCUUGGGGAUCAGCAGCCUGCCAGGUUGCAAAUUCAAGGAGACAUGGAGAAACUUGGACAAGGAUCUUGACGAGGUGCAGUCGCAGGGCGUGCAGGACGUGCUGGUGCUGUGCACGCCCGGCGAGCUGGUCCACUGCCGCGUGCCCGACCUGCUGGAGGCCUACGCCCGCCGCGGCCUGCGCGUGCAUCACGAGCCGGUGCUCGACGGCGCGGUUCCCGACGUGGCGCAGUGCUGCGCCCUCCUGGACACGAUGCACGGGUCCCUGGGCGCCGGCAGGCGAGUGCUCGUCCAUUGCUACGGGGGCCUGGGUCGCUCCUGCCUAUUGGCUGCCUGCUUCCUGCUGCGCAUCUCCGAGUCACUCAGCCCCGAGGACGCGAUAGCGGCGCUGCGUGAGUUGCGCGGGAGGGCGGCCAUACAGACCUUGCAGCAGUACAACUUCCUGCACGAUUUCAGAGAGCUCCUGGAGGCUCACGUCACAGCGAGGAUGGAGCAGGCCGAAUCGAGGGCCGUGUCCCGUUAGGCCGGCUGCCGUGUCUCACUGGGGGCCGUUCACCCAGCAAGAGGGAGCCGGGGUGGGUGGAUAGGAGGAGGAGGUGGAGGUGGGUGUAAUGCUGGUGUAAUGGGUGUAAUGCUAGUGUAAUGUGUGCAAUGCUAGUGUAAUGGGUGUAAUGCUGGUGUAAUGGGUUCAAUCGAGGCGCACACUAGAACUUGGUGGCAACACGUUUUAUUACCUAACAUCACAUUAACUCUUAACACUAACGGGAUAACGACAUAGGGUGGUAACCCACCGUUCCUAUACUUAACUAUAUACACUUGGGGCGAUGGCUAUUUACACUCUGGAUGGGACAACUACUAAAUCGGACCAGGACAGCCAACACGCUGCCUGGUCCCCGUGCGCGAUGCCCGGAGACCGAAGAGCACGACCACGAAGAUUUCUUCCCAGCCAGCACCAACCCUGGCCUCCCAAGGGGCUCGACUUGUAUACCUGCGGCGAGGCCAGACCCUCCCCUUGGCCACGCCCAUUUCCCAGAUCCUUCGUGAGGGUUCAGGACCCACAUCACGUGUUCCUCUCACCCUGAUUACCACCUCAUCCGGUCACGUGCCCUCUCGUGUUUACUCAGUCUCUCCCCUGGUAUGCCCAUCAGGCACCAGGGAGAGGCUCCGCACAUACAGGACCACUCACUCGGUACUGUCGCUAUACUAUAGUGACAUCAUCAAUGACACUACAUCAGCACCAUGGUGGUUAGAUGUUAACUACCUCGCCUGGUAUGCAGGAGGUCGUGGGUUUGAUCCCCUAUCCUGACACCUGUAUAUUUGGUCGCGUGGAUUUUUCUCCGGGUCCUCUGGUUUUUCCCUCCACAUUUCGAAUCAACGUCACGCGUUUAGAGUAUUUGGCUGCUGUAAAUGUCAGCAUGAUCAGCCACUUCGUUGAGCUAUCAUUUGUGGCCAGGUCGUUUCUAAAAAAGAGCUACAUAGCUUCAGUGGGCCCUUACCUGGUAAAAUAAAAAGUUUAUGUUUCCGUUUAUGGUGGAUCUGGUGCUAAUUUAUAUGUCGUUCCUUCUCCCACGUAAUUACUAAAGUUUUCAUGACAGUCCCAAAUGUAUUUAUUCUUAUCCCUCUGCCAAUUUUUACGAUCACAAGCAGCGAAUUUAUAAUUUUCCCUCCGUGAUUCUGAAAAGGAUUAUAAUUUGGGAUCACCAAUAGAUUUAUUUUCUGACCCUACGUAAAUCCCAAAAAUUGUAAUGAUUGUGGAUUUAUAUAUUUUUUUUACAGGUACACUGUGAUUCUUGUUUGGGAUUGCCAAUUUUUAUAUUUGUGCCCUGCAUGAUGCCAAAAAAUGAUUUCGGGGGGCUGUGAUUAGAUUUGUUUUGCCCUCUUAAAACAAUUGUCAUGAUUCUGGUUCAUAAAUGUACGUAUUUAUUUGGCUCCUCCGUGAUGAUAAAAUUGUGCUAUGGGAUCACCAUUUGACAUGUUAUUUUACUCCUCAACGAUUCCAAAAAAGUUAUCGUGAAUCAGGGUUGCACUUUUUUUGUGUGUCUGUUCGUUCACGAUUGAAGAAUGUGUUACAAUUCAGGAUGGAGGAUUUAAUCACAUUUGAUCUCCUGGCCGAUUUUGCUACUCGCGUGAUUCAGCGCUUGUAGUGUGUGAGUGCAGGAAUCUGUUUCAAAUGAUUAAUUGUUUACACGCUUCGUAGAAUCCACAGUGGCGGCUCGUUUUCGGCAAGCCAUUCUCACACUGAAACGUAAAGAAAAGUGGAAAUAAUCGCUUGCCCGAAUGCAGGAAUGGAGGCGAGCGCUGAGUGCGUGCACGCCUUUGGACUUGGGGUUGUCGAAAAAGUCACGUGUUUGCGUUACCAUUAACCGCGUGACAAAGACUGGUGAAAGAAAAUCAAAUGGUUACCGGAUUUCCACGUUUAAAUGUUUGAGCCAGUAAAGUGUUUUUUUUUUUGCUUUAAUAAGAAACCAAAGAAGCUGCCACGGCGGAGUAACGGUCAGCACACUGGACUGCAAUCCAGAGGUCGCUGGUUCGAUUUCAUCUGCGGCUUUUGACUGAAAUACCCCCUCCUCCCCCCACUCCCCCCAUUGACCGCCUCCGCGUACCCAGCAGUAUAAAUGGGCACAACCCCGGUUAGUUGAUCGGCAGGUCGCCGCACGUGGUGGGGUUAAGCGUGGGUAUUCCCACCACUUCCAGGAUGUAGUGACCAGCGUGGGAGAUAUGCCCCUUCAGCCAGCAGUGGCUUUGAGCAAGCAAAUUGCAGGACUACACCUUUACCUUUUAACAGCAGUCGAAGUCAAAAACCGGCGGUGGAUGCUGAAAACGUUUCGCGGUUAAACAUAACAUAGGUUAUUUUUGGGUUGGAUCGCGGAAAAAGAAAUGUGUUGGUAAACCCACCACCACCCGACACGGCCAACUAGUAAGGGUUGUCACGUAAACAGAACCUGCCAAUCGGUUACCAGUUCAGCACACCGGUGUGUUGGAGAGUAAACCCGCAACAUUUACAAACCUUGCGUAUUGACUGUCGGGUGGUGGUGGGUUUAACGACGCAUUCAUAUCUUCGCGAUCUAACCCAAAACAACCUUUGUUAUGGGCAAUAUUGGUCGUGGAAUUCCUACGUGUUAAACUUAGCGGUCACCGUUGAACAACCCUAGAUUUGACCGUUCCAUCAGCAUGCCCCAUCUCGGCUCUGCUAGUUUGCCAUCUCAUGCCAGCUGAGUCGUUGUGAUGCCCGCAAGCGCAGUUCAAACGUCCAUUGGACCGAGGAGAUCAUUUGCACGAGUGGAGAGCUUUGUUCCGCUCACCCGAGCGGCGUUCGCGUCUGCAAACGCUGUCGCGUGAGAGUGCACGGAUUUCUUGCCGAAGUGUAUGGUCGAUGGUGAUCAUGGGUGACAGAGGGCACACUCGAAGAUGAAUGCCUCUAUAUAUUUAUCCGCAGAUGUAAAGUUUUACGUAAUAAUUUGCAGGCCCUGCACUGAUGGCUCGUUACGGGUGUGCGUGCACUUGGUUGUAUUUCAGCAGCUUGCUCUGUGAAUGCGUUAUCAUAAUUUAAUUGUGUGUUUGGCAAAGGCAUAAAUGAGCGAGGGUUUAAAAUUGUUGUCAUGAAUUCUGUGCCACUUUGAAGCAUGCCAUUGGGAAAUUGACCACCACUGAAAAUGAAUUAAACUACAAUUAUGCUGUGUCGAUAUUUAACUUGUUUGUUAUUCUAAUAAAAAUAUAUAAAUGAAAGGAGCAUAUUGGCAGUGGCGUACGAGCACAAAUAAAAUGAAUUAUCUUUUACUGUUUAACAAACGAGUGUCGUUUAGGCUAUUUGGCAUUCCUCAGUGGAAAAUAGAAAGAUUGGAUGACUAACAAUGUUAACUUUGGUUUAACACCUAGGCUUUCGCGACCAACAUUAUGCGGUUAGAUAGCGUAAAUAAAAAUGUGUCUUUAAACCUGCCAACACCCGACACAGCCUGUUAGUAAGGUUUGUCACGUAAACAACGCGUGCCAAUUCGUUACUAGUUCAGCACACCGCUUGUGUGUUGGAGAGUGAACCCAUAACCUUUACAAUUUGAGUGACGGUAAUUACAACCAGCCUCAUCAGUUGAUUGGAGUAUUUGGGCUGCUGUAAAUUUCCACGUGACAAGCCACUUCAUUGAACUAUCAUUUGCUAUAGCCAGGUAGCUAGCUGCCUACAAAGAGCUUCAUCGCUGGUAAAAUAAAAAAGAGUUUAUUGCUUAAAUUUCGAUUUAAAGCUUUCGUGACU